GGUAACCAAUUAAGACUUGUCGGGUUAUUCAUCACCUCACAAAAUCCUCUGCACUGCUUCUCCAUCCCUACACCCCCCUCUGUGAAGUGUCAGGUUUCUUGUGGUUAAAUGAAUAGCCAAGGAGGCAUCUCAAAGGCUGGAGGUGGAGGAUCAUCAGCAACAGCAACAAGUUCUUGGGUAUCACCAACAUCAGUUUCAACAUCAGGGAAAAGAAUACAACGAGAAAUGACUGAACUUAACAUGGACCCACCUCCUGAUUGCUCUGCUGGACCCAAAGGUGAUAAUCUUUACCAUUGGAUCUCCACCGUCAUCGGGCCUCCAGGAACGCCGUACCAAGGUGGAAUAUUUUUCCUUGACCUAAUGUUUCCAAGUGAUUAUCCAUUCAAACCUCCAACGUUUAUUUUACAGGUAGUGUUCAAAACUCGUAUCUACCAUUGCAAUGUUGAUUCUGCUGGCAACCUUAGUUUGGACAUCCUGAAGGAUAGUUGGAGUCCAGCUCUUACAAUUACUAAAGUGCUACUUGCAAUCAGAUCAAUUUUCACUCACCCUGAUCCUUACAAUCCUCUUGUCCCUAGCAUUGCCCAUUUGUACUUGGCAGAUAGAGCAAAACAUGAUGAACUAGCUGCAGAGUGGACACUGCGAUUUGCCAAGUGAAACUUAUUGAACGAAUGAGCAACCUUGCAAACAGAGUUUCUUUUCUACAAAACAUACUUCGGCAUCUUGUUCUGCAGUACAGCUUACUGGACAGUGGAGGUCAGAGCACCUCAUUAUUGGUUGAACUUAGAGUUGAAAGGUUUGUAAAUCUCUUGUAAAUGUGCCAUACAUUUUGCAAACUGCCCAAAGUUAUUUAGAUUCAAGGAAUAUCAUUGUUAAA
Molecule: messenger RNA, 874 nt
Organism: Populus euphratica (Euphrates poplar)
Lineage: Eukaryota; Viridiplantae; Streptophyta; Magnoliopsida; Malpighiales; Salicaceae
Gene: FUS9
Product: Ubiquitin-conjugating enzyme family protein
Exons: 4
Coding region: 109-654 (181 amino acids)
Source: RefSeq, a predicted model, not a curated record